CUACUAUUCUGAAGUACUAACAAACUUUAUGAACGCCUUGAGAAACUGGGCGCUAAUUUAUUGUGCAUUUUAAAUGAGAACUGAGUUGAAUUGAAGUCUGUAUAUUUUGGAGCAAGACUUCAGCAUCGGGAAUUGUUAUCUAAUUAUUUGCGUGGAAAAUGCAUAACGGCAUAUGCUACUCUACUCUCCUUAGGAUACAGAUUUUACUAACUAUAUUCAGUGGAUAUUUGGCGGAGAAUGACCAGAGUGAUUCCCUAUCGAGCCGUUAUCGGCGGCAAGCCGGAGCCUACAAUUAUCCGGGAUCCUACCAACCACCACGGGCACCGUAUGCCGGGUCAGAGUACCGUAGCCGUAUGAACUACAAAGUCCGCACCAGUAACGACUACGGUCCUGACCCCGAUUAUAAUUCCGAUCGUGACAACUACGACACCGGACGGUACAGCUCAAAGGUCAACUACUAUGAAUCACCGGCGUCCGGCGCAUACAGUUCUUACGACGGUUCUUACGAUCGCAGUAACGCCGACUACAGCAGUUCAUCGCGUUACGACAAUACCGGCAGCAUCAGUUAUCCACGCGGAAACCGGACAUUGAACUACGACCGGAAUGACAAUUCGUAUAAUGGCUACGGAAACCGAAAUGAUUACUCCUAUAACGACAACCGCAACUACGGUCAACGCCUGUCCUAUUCCAAUAACACGUACGGGUACAACGAUGCGUAUAAUAACUAUAAUUCGAAGGAUUAUUCUCGCUCGGAUUACGGACGGCAGGGAUCGACAGCGUACACAUCAGGAAGAUCUUCAUAUGGCCGUAACGACUACAACCAGUAUACAUCCAAUUAUCGCAACCGGAGUUAUGAUAACAAGUACAACUAUAAGUACGACAACACCUGUCCCAAGUGCCCGGAUUGUCCGCCGGCCUGUAACGCAACCAACGUAACUACGACCACCCCGGUGAAUUCCACAAUCCAGGAUUUUACGCAGCUAUCGGAUCUCUGUGAUGAGACUUACAUCAACCAGUGUGCCAUACCGUCGGCUCCGUUUCGCUGCACAGCUGCCGAGUGCGAACAGGCCGCAUCGGAAGGGUUACCCAUAAAAAUCUUCUCCCCGGGACAGGUCAAUGUCUCCCAGUGCGUAUUCCGGAAAUUUCAGACCGAGCUUUUUACCUAUGACGUGUGCCAGCAGACUGGUUCCAGCGCUAACGUUCUAAACUUGACACCGGACAACCGGCAGAAUAUCGACUGCGUCGAAACAACCCAGGUGGAGUGUUUAUGGGCCCAGAAAGGAUCCGUCUAUGUCCGCGAUCCGCAGCUGUGUUUCAAUCUCUGGUCGCUGACGCAACCCGUCACACUGCACUGCUCUUUGUACAUUUGGAACGAUUCGGGACAAGUUCAGGCCUCGGAAGAUGUCGAAAUCAAUGUCUUUCCCGAUUGCCGGUGCUGAUACACUACGAGGAGUCACCAUAAACCAGAACCCCGGAAAUUAGCGUACCGGUUGCGCCGGUUAUGUGUACACGAUGUAGAUUUUGCUGCACAAAAGUUUUUCUGUUUACUAUGUACCAUAGCAAUAAUUGUCUGCUUUGCCCGUAAUUUUGUACAAUGCGCUGGUUGAUCUUAUCUGCAUUUAUCGAAAUAAAGAUAAUGCCGUA
Molecule: messenger RNA, 1644 nt
Organism: Paramacrobiotus metropolitanus
Lineage: Eukaryota; Metazoa; Tardigrada; Eutardigrada; Parachela; Macrobiotidae
Product: probable serine/threonine-protein kinase clkA
Exons: 6
Coding region: 159-1439 (426 amino acids)
Source: RefSeq, a predicted model, not a curated record